GCCUUGUCUAGCUAAACAGUAAUUUACUGGACCGGUUUCCACCACAACAACCCAGGCGCAACGUCGCGUCGCAAACCACAAACUACGCGCCAUACUUUAUAUCAUUUUCAUUCAUUUUCAUUGAUCUCCCUCCAGCUCUUAACUAACUCUACGUCUACCGAUUGGAGUCGCGCCCCCAUGUCUCAACAACCCUUGUCGUCAUCGGCUCAGCCGACCGACGUUUACGGAGGAGAUGAGGUUUCGGCCUUGGUUCUCGAUCCAGGAUACUGCCACACUCGUGCAGGCUUCGCAGGCGAGGAUGUGCCGAAGUGCAUCGUGCCAUCGUUCUACGGUCGCAUUACGAACAGAGACCCACCGACGACUCUCUUCGGUGACGAAUGCCUGAUCCCACGGCCCGAUUUCGAAGUCCGUAAUUACAUGUCGCGCGAUAGCGUCGUAGAGGAUUGGGACACCGCGGUCAAAAUGUGGGAAUACAUGCUGGUACACCGACUGCAGCCCGAGCGACCGACACCCCCUUCAAAGAACGGCCUGAACGAUGAUCCCAAGGAUCCCAAGGAAGGAGGCGACGCCGAGGGCGAUGUAGGCAUGGAGGACGUUGAGGAACAGGAGAAGUCUCUCCAGGAAAACCCUCUGUUGAUGACCGAGGCGCCAUGGAACUCCACCAAGUCGAGAGAGAAGGCCAUCGAGGUCAUUAUGGAGCACUGGGGCUGCCCCGCCUUCUGGCUAAGCCGAACAUCCGUCCUCUCCGCCUUCGCCGCAGGCAAGCCUAGCGCUCUCGUUGUUGACGUUGGCGGAGCGAACACGUCGGUCUCGGCCAUCCACGACGGCAUGUGUCUGAAGCGCUCCAUCCAAAAGUCCCCCAUCGGCGGACUCUGGCUCUCGUCACAAAUCCGCAGCAUGUGGGACUCGUCCGAGCCCAGGAUCGACCUCGUCCCCACGUUCAUGGUGGAGAACAAGUCGCCCGUCGACGCCGGUGCGCCCGCGCAGUACAAGCUACGCAACUUCGGCUAUCCCAUCAACGACUCCUUCCGGCAUUACGAGGAGGAGCGCGUCAUCACCGAGUUCAAGGAAUCCGUCGUCGAAGUGUGGCGCGGCCCUGGGAAGCUCCUGAACCCGCAGAACGAGGAGCUCGCGCGCUCGCAGCCCGGCCGCGUCUUCGAGUUCCCCAACGGCGCGAACCAAAUGUGGCGCGACCAACGCUACCGCGUCUCGGAGGGGAUGUGGGACGAGGCGGCUGCACUCCCGACGCCGCCCAGCGGUGCCGGUGGCAGCGAGGAGGGCAAGGUGCAGACUAUCCCCGAGCUCAUUCGGAGUGCCCUCAACGGCGUCGACGUGGAUCUGCGGCCGAAUCUCUUGGGCAAUAUUGUUGUGACCGGCAGCACGAGCCUACUUAAUGGGUUCAACGACCGGCUCAACAAUGAACUCAUGACCAUGUAUCCCGGUUCUAAGAUUAAGAUCCACGCGGCUGGGUUGACGUCGGAGCGACGAUUCGGUGCCUGGAUCGGAGGCAGCAUUCUGGCGAGCUUGGGAACUUUCCACCAAAUGUGGAUAUCACGCAAAGAGUACGAAGAGAAUGGUGUUAAUAUUGUGGAGAAGCGCUGCAAGUAGAGCUAAGGCGGCGGCUCGGCCAAGAAAGCAAAAGAGACAAAGAAGGAAGGAAAAGAGAAAAAAGUAGGCUCGGUUGGCAGAUGCUUACUUGUACAUGGGGUAUUUUGUGAGGGCUGGACGAUCCGUUGGAGCAGGCGUAUGGAGUUGCCAGAGGCGGUAUAUGAAGAGCCUCGGACUCUCGCAGGUCCUAUGGACGAAUUUGCGAUUGGGACUCGGUGCUCUUCAUUGUUAUUUGUAUCAUUGGGGGACCAAAGAUGUAGAAGAAAAAAGGCCUUUUCAUGUCACCGAAGACCGGCUCCUGUCUGGUGACUGACAUAUACGUACUCUAGGUUUGGCAACAAGCCCUUAGAAAGUACAUGGUAGACUGGCCAUCUACUAUUUCAGCAGACAUGUUGUACUUGGGAGAACGAUCUCGCCAUGCACUCGCUUUGCAAUAUUAUGCAGGGAACCUU
Messenger RNA from Sodiomyces alkalinus F11, 2060 nucleotides. RefSeq names its product Actin/actin-like protein. Gene Ontology annotation, molecular function: chromatin binding. Gene Ontology annotation, cellular component: NuA4 histone acetyltransferase complex; SWI/SNF complex. Lineage: Eukaryota; Fungi; Ascomycota; Sordariomycetes; Glomerellales; Plectosphaerellaceae. The transcript is spliced from 2 exons. The record is from RefSeq and is a predicted model, not a curated record. The coding region runs from base 178 to 1608 and encodes 476 amino acids. Gene Ontology annotation, biological process: regulation of transcription by RNA polymerase II.